Sceloporus undulatus (fence lizard) is the source of this 948-nucleotide messenger RNA. Its product is annotated as olfactory receptor 10K2-like. Gene Ontology annotation, cellular component: membrane. Gene Ontology annotation, molecular function: G protein-coupled receptor activity; olfactory receptor activity. Gene Ontology annotation, biological process: G protein-coupled receptor signaling pathway. The coding region runs from base 1 to 948 and encodes 315 amino acids. The transcript has a single exon. The record is from RefSeq and is a predicted model, not a curated record. Lineage: Eukaryota; Metazoa; Chordata; Lepidosauria; Squamata; Phrynosomatidae.
AUGAAUUAUGGAAGCAAUGAGAGCUCAGUGACAGAAUUUAUCCUCUUGGGAGUUUCCAUUUUUGGAAAGACACGAACCUUCCUUUUCUUGAUUUUCUCCUUAACAUAUUGUACCAUCUUAAUCUUCAACAUCACUGUUAUGUCAGUGAUACUGCUUGACCAAACUCUGCACAGUCCUAUGUAUUUUCUGCUGCUGGCCCUCUCCAUCUCUGAAACCUGCACCACCUUUGUCACCAUUCCCAAGCUCUUGGUGACUCUGUUGACUGCCAAUCCUUCCAUUUCCUUUGCUGGAUGUGCUGUUCAGAUGUUUUCCUACUUCAGCUUGGGAGCAAACAACUGUUUCCUGCUAGUCACUAUGGCUUAUGAUCGAUAUGCAGCAAUCUGCCAUCCACUUCAGUAUCAGGUGCUGAUGGACAAGAGGGUUUGUGCCAAAGUGAUAUCGGCAUCAUGUGUAGCAGGGUGUCUCAUAGCACUGAGUUUGGAUUUUCUUAUUUUUAAGUUGCCCUUUUGUGGGCCAAAUGGAAUCAGACAUUUCUUCUGUGAUCUCUCACCUGUGCUCCAACUGGCUUGCACUGACAUCCACCUGACUAAUACUGGUGUGGUUCUUGUCUGUGCGAUUGUUUUGUUGGGCACAGUCAUAUCAAUCUUUGUCUCAUAUAUCUACAUCCUCCUGGCCAUCCUAAGGAUUGACUCUAGCCUGGGAAGGCAAAAGGCCUUCUCAACCUGUGUCUCCCAUGCCAGUGUGGUAAUAACACAUUUUGGCUGUGCUUCCUUUGUGUAUUUGAGGCCUAAGUCUGCCUCUUCCCUAGAUCUGGACACAUUAAUCUCAUUGGUUUAUGUCUUUCUAACCCCUCUACUCAACCCUGUUAUUUACACUUUAAGAAACAAGGAAGUUAAGUUAGCCAUUGAAAAAUUGCUAAGAAAUUCAUUUUGUUCUCAGAAAUGCUGA